Ictidomys tridecemlineatus (thirteen-lined ground squirrel) is the source of this 6289-nucleotide messenger RNA. RefSeq names its product MOB kinase activator 3B (gene Mob3b). The record is from RefSeq and is a predicted model, not a curated record. NCBI's taxonomy places the organism in Eukaryota, Metazoa, Chordata, Mammalia, Rodentia, Sciuridae.
UUAUCCUGCUGUCUAAGCGCUUCAUCCAUUCACUGGCAUGGCUGCCGUCCCUCCGCACAGCAUCCAGGCCAGCUCCCUGGGCACAUUUUAUUUCCUUAUCUGUCUUGGAGUUUCAUUUUGAUUUACUAGGAAUUACUGAACUGUUUCAGAGAAAGGAGCAGCUAGUUGAAACUGGAACUAGGUGGUAGAGAAUCUACUGGGAAGAAUUUAUUUAAAUAUAAGAAGUUAAAACCAAAUCUAUAUGGAAGGAACAUGAAGUUCCCUUGGAUAUCACUGAAGAAGAAGAUGGGAGGGGCCAUUUAAGAGAGAUUAUAAGUUGGAGGCUGCAAGGCUGGGGCCAGAAGGCUGGCAGUGGAAAACGCUGUUGGGCUGUGAUCUCUCACUGAAAAGUUCCAAGUGCCUUUUUGCUUCCUGUCAAAGAAAGGAAGAGAAGGAGGAAACCAUGUCUAUAGCCCUGAAGCAGGUGUUCAACAAGGACAAGACCUUUCGGCCCAAGAGAAAAUUUGAACCUGGCACACAGAGAUUUGAGCUGCACAAGCGGGCUCAGGCAUCCCUCAACUCAGGCGUGGACCUGAAGGCAGCCGUGCAGCUGCCUAGUGGGGAAGACCAGAAUGACUGGGUGGCGGUGCACGUGGUGGACUUCUUCAAUCGUAUCAACCUCAUCUAUGGCACCAUCUGUGAAUUCUGUACCGAGCAGACCUGCCCUGUGAUGUCAGGAGGCCCCAAAUACGAGUAUCGGUGGCAGGAUGACCUUAAGUAUAAGAAACCGACUGCAUUGCCAGCUCCCCAGUACAUGAACCUUCUUAUGGAUUGGAUCGAGGUCCAGAUCAAUAAUGAGGAUAUAUUUCCAACAUGUGUGGGUGUUCCCUUCCCAAAGAACUUUCUUCAGAUCUGCAAGAAGAUCCUGUGCCGCCUUUUCCGAGUCUUCGUCCAUGUCUACAUCCACCACUUUGACCGGGUCAUUGUGAUGGGCGCAGAGGCUCACGUCAACACCUGCUACAAACACUUCUAUUACUUCGUCACAGAGAUGAACCUCAUAGACCGAAAGGAGCUAGAGCCCUUGAAAGAGAUGACGAGCAGGAUGUGUCACUAAUGCUCCAUCUCGUCCUUCGGAAGAAAGGAAAGCCGUUUCCUCCUGGAGCCCCAGGUGGACAGAAAGCGGACCUCCCUGGAUGAAAUGGUGCACCUACUUCCCGGAGCAGAAGAGGUGGAGUCGAUCAGUGACCCCUGAGAGACACGUUCCCCACUCACUUCAUGUGCUCUUAACCCUCUGAGUGCUGCUAGACCAGACCUGUGGACCAGAAGACCACAACAUGGAAGAAGGACCAGCCCUUGACCCUUCCGGCUCAGGAAUCGUCCAGGAGGGGCCUCUGCACUUCCGUGCAUGUCAUGGUUCUGCCUGUGACCUGCCGCCUAAGCUUUACUGGAAUUCAGGUUUUAAGACUGAGAUGUUUAUUAGGACCUUUCCACUUACCUGUCUUGUCAGCCGGUUGACUUUUCGGUCAUUUGCUUUCUUAAGUACCAAGUAAAUUUGGGAACUUUGGAUACACAGCAAGUUUUUCUAUAACAAGCCUUCCUUUUGGGUCUCCGAAAGCUCCCACUCUGAUCCUGUGGCUUCACAUUCUGCAGGGCUGUGGAGCUGUGAGAUCUGAAGCCCAUCUGGCAGCAUCCAUGCCAUUUCCCUAAGAAGCAGUUCUAUCAGGGACCACUCCAGGGCCUGGCUUGUCUCUGUUCCAAACAGGGUCUUCACAAUCUAACUCCAGGGAAGAGACUGGCCACUCGCAGAAAGCUAACAAGUUACCAGUUUGCCCUGAUCAGAAUGUACUUUUUUUUUUUUUAGUAAGCAUCAUUCCUUGACUCUCCUAUUGAUAUUCUUUCCUGUUUCCCAGAAAAGAGAAAUGAAAGAAAGUUACAAAUGACCAAGAAUGGUCAGUAAGAUCCCUGAGCCACAAUAGUGCAGUGUUUGUUCUGUAAAGAGCAGGGAGUCCUGGCUGGACAAUUGGUUAUUUGGUGUAUGUCAAUGAUACACCCUUCUCUGUUGAUUUGUCACCUUACUCACUGGCUCUCUGAGCUUGAAACUCAACCAGUCUUUCUCCUCUGCCAUGUUAUGUUAUGGCACAAAAUUAACUUCUGGAAAGUCCCAUUGAUUGUGCCCAGUUACCAAGGUGGCAGUAGAGCUGGAGCUAACUGCAUUAUUCCAUUUUUCCCCCAAUUUUUCUCUUUCAGUAGACAGAAUAACACCGUCUGCACUGUGCCCUGCCUUUUGAAACCUAACAUAGUUGUAAUUGAUGAAAUGUUGACUUCUCUGAUUCAUUCACAAAAACUGUGGUCCUGUCAGCCCAGCCUGUGACGAGGGGGUAAUAAUACUUCCAGUGAUAUUUGAGUGUAAUGAAUUAUCUGUUGGUGGAGGGAAGUAGAUAAGAAUGUAUUAGCACACUUAAUAUAAUAACAAUUAAAAGAGAAAUGAGCGACUCUGGUUUCCUUUUAUUAUACAUAAUGUGUUAACAUCAUUUGUGGCUGUCACAAAAGCCUAGAGGGCAUGAAAUUUCUGUCCAAACCAAGAAAGGGCUGACUGUGUGCACAGUGGCCUUCGACACUGACCCAACCACAGAUCCUUGCUUCCUAUCUUAUAAACAUUGUCUCAUGGAACCCAAAUGCUGCUACCUCUCUCCAUGUUGUUCACGCUGGUCAACAAUAAACUUUCUUUUUUCUCUUAAGUAACUUUGAGAGGCCAAGAUAGGCAAAAAUUCUUCUCAUUCUAACUUUUAACUGGGGUGGAGGGAAACUGUCUUAAGGAUACAGAGGAAACAAGAGCCCCUAAUUCCUGAAAUGUGUAAUGGAAGGCUAGAAUCUGAAGACAUUUGUCAUUAAUAAAGUUGUUGUCUACUAACUGUAUGAAAUAAAUUUAAACAUCCAAACAUUUUUUGUACUUCUUGAAACAUUCUCCUCAUGGCUAUGUUGCUAAUUGCACUAAUCAACUCUUCUAGAGUAAAAACUGCUCUUGUAUUUUUUUAAUUACAGGAUGUUCCUAUUCCCACAGAACUUUGUUUGGCAAAUUCUAAGGAAAGUCUUCAUAGAAAAAAAAAUUUAACUCUUUGGCCUGAUUUUGUCUUCCACAAAUCUCUUACUGCAAAUGGAGAAUCUGAGCUUCUGGAAGGCUCAGAUUUCUCCAUUCCUCGGGGUCAGAGACAGGCAACCCUGCUUCUUUCUCCCAACCUGGUCCCCUCUCCUCCUUGUUUUCCCACUUGGGUGGGAGUAGGGGGAGUGAAAAUUUCAAAGUUAAAAGAUAAUAAUGAGUAUCCAUCCUUAUGCCCUUAAAUGCAUCAAUUAACAUUUUGCUCCAUUUUCUUUCUUACCAUAAAUACAUGUUCUGAGUGCUCAAUCAUUUGAAAAUAAGAUGUAGACAUCAUAAAACUUUAAGAUUCUUCAUCAAGCUCCUCUUAAUAUGACCCUUGCCCUGAUCAUCUUCAGUGUCAUUAUCACCUCCAAGAAACUGAACAUCAACACAAUCCCUGUUUGAAAUUCUUCAAUUGACUCAAAAUAUUCUUUAUGGUUUAUUUUUUUAAAUCUAGGAUUCAAUCAAGAAUAACACUUUGCCUUUUAUUGCUUUUCUCUCUAGAUAAUGGACCAGAGUUUCCCUUUUGUGCAUACGUGUGGUGAGGUGUGUUUGUGGGGCACUGUGUUGUGUUAUGUGUAUAUGGUGCAGUGUGUCCAUCAGUUCAUGACUCUGACAUCAUCAUCAUUAUGAACAUUAUUAUCAUUUUUCCUACUGGGUGUUGAACCCAGGGACACUUUACCACUGAACAACAUCCUCAGUUCAUAUUUAAAAUCUUUUUAUGUUGAGACGGGGUCUUGUUAAAUUGCUGAGGCUGACCUUGAAAUUGUGAUUCUCCCAUGCCAGCCUUGCAACUUGCUGAGAUUGCAGGCAUGCACCACUGUACCCAGCUGACUGACAUUAUUAAAGAAUUCGAGCCACUUUACUCGUGGAAGUCCCACAAUCUGGAGGAUUUUGUUUGGUUGGUUUCCUGAUUAUGCUCUUUUUUUUUUUUUUUUGCAAGAAUACUAUGUAAGUCAGGUUGUUUCUUCCUAUUAUAUCACAUCAGGAAGCACAUGUCUAACAUCUCUUCAUAAUAUUAAGAAGGAUCAGCGGCUGCAGGUACUAUCUAUCUGGUCCAACCGUUAUCAACGUCUAUGAUUCAUUAUUAAGCUCUGAAAUUCACUAAGCCUAGUUUUUAUAGAGGGUGAAGCUAUACAUGUAAGCAUCCAUUUCUUAAUAACCAGAGUCCAUGAUCCCCAAAGAGAGUACCCACUGCAGUUAGAUGAUAUACCAGUGGCAAAAGAUUCACAUCUUUCCAUUUAACAGAAGGAAGAGAAACAGGACAGUGGCCUGUCAUGUGGGCAAUAUGUGGGCAUCCUGGCUGAUGAGAAUUUGUAUGGUCAUAUAGCCAGAGUUGAAAUACGUGUAACAUUGUAUCCUCCUGUCCUUAGUGACCUCCCACUCAGACCCAUGGUUUAUUCAGAGAACCUUCUUGUUGAGAGGGAUUUCCAAAUGUUUCUCGGAGGGAGAAUCUUAGAUCUUAUAAUAUGUUGUAGCCCUCCAAAGUACCACAGCACAUAAUCAGAUACGAAGUAUUUAUGUGGUAUUAAAAUCUUAUGAAGGAUGGAAUAAGGGGUGGGAGGACAUGAGUAGGAGUAAAAUGCCAAAAAAGUUCCUCAGUAGAAAAAUAAUGGGGGGAAAAAAAAGUAGAUUAAGAAACACUCAUCUAGAGUCAUUCCUGCUCCUUGGGUUGUCAAUUUUUUCUUCCCUGAGUAUUUUCUGAUUUCUUAGGACCCAGAGUCUUAGAUUCAGGAUGAAUGGGAGGAGCUUUGAGAGAUUUCUUAAUCCAUUCCUUCUACCUCCCAGGCCAUGUCAGUGACAUUCCCAUUGAAAAUCUGUUCUCCUCUCACAGAUCUCCAGGCAUAGAAACUCUGCAGCAUCCUCUGGUAGAACCUACUGAAACUCCACAAUAUCUGAAAUCCUUCCACUUUGAUUCCAGCAAAGUACUGUUUGAAUUUCAGCACAUCUUUUCUGUGUCCCAUCUUUAAAAAAUCCAGGGACAGUUCAGCAUUAGUAAUUACAUAAUAAAGAGAACUUCCUUUGCACAUCUGUGAAGUUUUUCAAGAUUGUUUCCAAUGGUCCUUCAAUCUUGUUUCCUUUAGAGUUCUCCCAACGACAGCACCUUCUUGGCUGACCUGUUGGUACCCAUUUCUAUUGUUCAACUAAGAAAGCUUCCCAAAGCUCUUCCCAAGUUUGCAUUAUGAAUGCCACCAACUAUAAUAAACCUGAUAAGAAAUUAGUUCAUGCCUUCUAGAAACUCUGUUGUGUCUUUGUUAAGUCCUGACUUUCUUUUUAUACACUUAUAGAAUUUUAAAAGAAAUUAAGUAUCCAUACAAAACUCUUCCCUAUGUUAUAACCAACCAUUUUGGCUAUCCUCCCUGAAUUUUCUUUCUUCCUAUUUUUAACAUUAGAUUACACUGCUUGGGUUGGGUUGUUGUUUUCAAUCGCCUCUUUAACAGGGAAAACAUGAAGGAACUAGAGUUCCACUCAUCUCUUUGUGGUGGUUUAUGCCAAUCUAUCAGUGAUAGAAGCACAUCACUUCCUAUGGUCUCUAACCUGGUGUCUCUUCCAUACUCGAUGAGUAUCAUGCUGUAAGGGAAAAAAAAAAGUUGUAGGAAAAGUAUGGCCAUGUCUUCAAGAAAUGGUAGAAAGGCACAAUUAAUAAGGGGAGAGGGAGAUGUCAUCUGGAUAAUAGCGUUGUUCCUCUUGCUGUGAUCACUUUGGUUUGAAGAAACUGGUGAUUCUUAGAAUUAGCCAAACAAAGUGUGUUUUGAAAUAAUGAUUGCUUUCCUGCUUUAAAAAAAUAUAUCAGCAAAACACUUUUAUAAUAGACUCUUUCCUUCUGGGCAGGUAUUAACUCUGGGUAAGAAUUUUCAGUGACAUUAUGUAAGGAUUUGUAUAAUAUAGAGGGAAGAGUCCAGUUCUAAUCAAACAAUUAAUCUGUCAUACCAGCUUCUUGUGUACUGAUUCCAGAGUUUUCUUGUAUCUUUUUUACCUACUUCUGGAAAAAAAAAAUGUUGACUAUAUUUUUAGUUCCAUUUGUUAUUAAGUUAAGGGUUUGGCUAUAAGAAAGAUAGACUAACACAAUUAAAUCAAUUAGAAAAGCAAGAUAAAACUAAAGGAUAUUUAUAAAAUCAGUUCUAUGUGGGCUUAGAAAUUCAAAUGUCAUAAAUAAAAGACAUGUAACCAUCA